GCGGCGGUCGGUCACAUUGAAGUGUUUUGAGCAAGCGCAGAACCCAUAGUUGACAACCUGAAUCAUGGCCGCCCGCAAAGUGUUAGGUGCUUACCGCCUGCUGUCACCUCUACAGAUUGGAAUCAGACAGCCUCAACAGGUUCUGUCUUCCGUGUGGACUCAACACAGGGACUACUCUUCGGUAAGGAUCCCGCCACCAGCAAAGUAUGGAGGACGACACACUGUUACGAUGAUCCCAGGAGAUGGAAUCGGACCUGAGCUUAUGCUGCAUGUGAAAGAGGUUUUUAGGCAUGCCUGCGUACCGGUGGAUUUUGAGGUGGUGAAUGUGAAUUCUACUUCUACCAAUGAGGAUGACAUUCAGAAUGCCAUUACUGCCAUCAGGAGGAACAGGGUGGCACUUAAAGGUAACAUCGAAACAAACCACAACAUGCCUCCAACCCACCGAUCCCGAAAUAAUUUGCUGCGCACAAGCCUUGACCUUUAUGCCAACGUCAUCCACUGUCAGAGUCUCCCCGGAGUGCAGACCCGCCACAAGGACAUCGACAUCCUGAUAGUGCGUGAAAACACAGAGGGGGAAUACAGCAGCCUGGAACAUGAGAGCGUGUCCGGAGUGGUGGAAAGCCUGAAGAUCAUCACUCGGGUCAAUUCUUUACGCAUUGCUGAUUACGCAUUCAAACUGGCCAGAGAGCAGGGGCGGAAGAAGAUCACAGCAGUGCACAAAGCCAACAUCAUGAAGCUGGCCGAUGGGCUGUUUCUGCAGUGCUGUAGGGAAGUGGCAUCUGGUUAUCCUGAUAUUAGCUUCGAGAGUAUGAUUGUUGACAACACUACGAUGCAGCUGGUAUCGUGCCCGCAGCAAUUUGAUGUCAUGGUGAUGCCAAACCUUUAUGGUAACAUUGUAAACAAUGUUUGCGCUGGCCUGGUCGGUGGUCCUGGACUUGUUCCUGGAGCAAAUUAUGGAAAGGUGUACGCUGUCUUUGAAACGGCUACCAGAAACACGGGAAAAAGUAUCGCCAACAAGAAUAUUGCAAAUCCGACAGCAAUGCUUCUGGCCAGCUGCAUGAUGUUGGACCAUCUGAAGUUGCACAGCUACGCGGCUUCCAUUCGUAAAGCUAUUCUGGGCAGUAUGAAUGAACACCGGAUGCACACGCCUGAUAUCGGCGGCCAGGGCUCCACCACUGAAGUUGUGCAGUCCAUCUGCAGGCAAAUUAUUAUCAAAAAUGGCCGGGCUGUAACAGUCUGAAAGGAUGCCAGAUAUAUUCUCAAAUAGAAAACUAUAUGUACAGCUUAUUGCUUACCCGGCUGUGUACCCAAGAAACCCCAUCAUCCAGUCACAUGGUAUAAACCACUUGUAAAAUACUGCCCCCUGGCAGUGAUUGAGGGUUACACACUCCACACAUCUUAUCAGUUAAAACCAUGACUGUGUUUUGGGGUUUGUAUGCAUCAUUUUCCUUGUUGGGUGUUUAAACAGCCAACCCCAUUAAGACAAUUAUCACAUUUUACUUUGAAGUCCUUGCAUGUUGUUUCUGUUAGGAGCAAAAUGCAUGGCUGCCAAGCACUUACUGUCUGCCGACGAGGCUAGCACGACAAUAACAUGUACAACGAACCGGAAGGAGACGCACGAGAAGAUUGCGUCAUGGACGGCCACGCGCAGAUACCCAGCACCACUAACUUAACAGCUUAGGUAACUUAAACCAUAUUGUUAGGGGGGCAGAUUCUUCUAAAAGCAGAGACUCGAUGUGUAAUUUAUUUUGGGAUAUAUUUUGGCCUGUGUUUUUCACUUGGCAUGUAUGUAUUCUUUUUUUGAAUAUAAAGCUCUUCUUGUGAAUGUAAGCCUGUGUUUGGUAGAGCGUGUCUUUUAAACCCAUGUUCUUGUACUAGUGAUCUGUAACUAAAAACAUUGAACACAUGCUGUAUUUGGUGUAACUGUAAUAAUCUCUUGGAAAAUAUGUAAUAAAGUGAUUCACUCCA
This is a messenger RNA of Spea bombifrons (plains spadefoot toad), 1968 nucleotides long. RefSeq names its product isocitrate dehydrogenase (NAD(+)) 3 non-catalytic subunit gamma (gene IDH3G). NCBI's taxonomy places the organism in Eukaryota, Metazoa, Chordata, Amphibia, Anura, Pelobatidae. The transcript is spliced from 13 exons. Bases 65 to 1240 code for a protein of 391 amino acids. Gene Ontology annotation, cellular component: mitochondrion. Gene Ontology annotation, biological process: isocitrate metabolic process; tricarboxylic acid cycle. Gene Ontology annotation, molecular function: NAD binding; oxidoreductase activity, acting on the CH-OH group of donors, NAD or NADP as acceptor; magnesium ion binding. The record is from RefSeq and is a predicted model, not a curated record.